AUGAUCGAGGGCUCGGUGGAGGAGAAGAUUAUCGAGCGCGCCCAGCGCAAGCUCUACCUCGACGCCGCCGUCAUCCAGCAGGGACGGCUGGCGGACCAGUCCAAGUCGCUCUCCAAGGACGAGAUGCUCUCUAUGAUUCGCUUCGGCGCGGACGCGGUCUUCCACACCAAGGGAGGCGGCGAGCCGACCGACGAGGACAUCGAGGCGCUGCUGCUGCGGGGCGAGGAGCGCACGCGCGCGGACGAGUCCAAGCUCAAGGACCAGGCAAACUCGCUGGCCAACUUCACGCUCGACGGGCAGGAGCGGUCGAUGUACGAGCUGGACGGGCAGGACUGGUCCAAGGGGUCCGAGGCGGCGACGCAAUGGUCUCUCUCGCUGCCGAAGCGGAUCACAAAGCAAAACUACGAUGAGACGGCCCACCAGCAGCGGGCGGGGCUGCGCAUGCCGAAGCAGGUCCAGAUCCACGACUUUCAGUUCUUUGACGCGCGGCGGCUGCACGCGCUCCGCGACCAGGAGGUUGCGCACUGGCAGUGGAAGCAGGACAGGGUGCUCGCGCGGCGCGCCCGCGAGGAGGACGAGGAGGGGGACGACGAGCUGACGCGCAAGGCGUCCGCGGCGGGCGUGCCGCCGCUGAGCGACGCGGAGCUCGACGAGCGGGAGGCGCUGCUGCGCGACGGCUUCUCGAGCUGGUCGCGCAAGGACUUCAACGCAUUCGUCAAGGCGUGCGAGCGGCACGGGCGCGACGACGUCGCGUCGAUCUCGCUUGAGCUCGGCGAUCGGUACCGCGAGCUCAAGGACCAUGACAAGGUGAUGCGGCGGAUCACGCAGGGCGAAGCCGACGCCACGUCUGUGUUCGAGCCGUGCGAGGCCAAGAUCCAGCGCCGGAUCGAGAUCGCGAGUGCGCUGGCGAAGAAGGUCUCGGCCACCGCCAACCCGUGGGUGGGGUUGCGCUUGCGGUACGACGACGCGCGCGGCGCGCACUUCACGGAGGAGAACGACCGUUUCCUGGCUUGCAUGACCGACCAGAUCAUUGUCUGCAUGACGAACCAGAUCGGCUACGACCGCUGGGAGGAGCUGCGCGAGGAGGUGCGCGCGUCGUGGCUCUUCCGCUUCGACUGGUGGUUCCGCACGCGGACCGCGCAGGAGCUGCAGCAGCGCGUGGACUACCUGUCGCAGCUGAUCGAGGCGGAGAUCGACGAGAUCGAGGCCGCCGACGACGCCGACGGCCGGAAGCGCAAGGGCGGCGCCGCGAAGGGGCCGCCGGUCAAGAAGGCGCGACGCUGAGAACGGCGCGUCGGCUGGCGGGCUUUUGCCGCCCUUCAUCUCUCGCGCGCGGCGGUUCACCCCGCACCCCGGGAGACCGCCGCGCAGAGACCAGACGCAGAGUCGAGUAAGUGCUAGGUUUUGUGGCAUCAUGUCAGCUGAA
Messenger RNA from Emiliania huxleyi CCMP1516, 1426 nucleotides. RefSeq lists its product as hypothetical. The coding region runs from base 1 to 1284 and encodes 427 amino acids. The record is from RefSeq and is a predicted model, not a curated record. The transcript is spliced from 7 exons. Gene Ontology annotation, molecular function: histone binding; ATP hydrolysis activity; ATP-dependent chromatin remodeler activity. Gene Ontology annotation, biological process: regulation of transcription by RNA polymerase II; nucleosome organization. NCBI's taxonomy places the organism in Eukaryota, Haptophyta, Isochrysidales, Noelaerhabdaceae. Gene Ontology annotation, cellular component: chromatin; nucleus.